This is a messenger RNA of Dendroctonus ponderosae (mountain pine beetle), 2768 nucleotides long. RefSeq names its product protein N-terminal asparagine amidohydrolase. Gene Ontology annotation, molecular function: protein-N-terminal asparagine amidohydrolase activity. Gene Ontology annotation, biological process: ubiquitin-dependent protein catabolic process. Lineage: Eukaryota; Metazoa; Arthropoda; Insecta; Coleoptera; Curculionidae. The record is from RefSeq and is a predicted model, not a curated record. The transcript is spliced from 7 exons. Bases 490 to 1425 code for a protein of 311 amino acids. Gene Ontology annotation, cellular component: nucleus.
GAGAAAUGGUCGUUUAGAAGUUAUUCAGUAGGUUAUAAUAAGUUAUGAGUAAUAUGGCAUCCAAGAACAAACUAUUCAACCACUAAUUGGCGAAUCAUGCUCCGUUUUAUGCCAGCUAAUUAGAAGUUGUGUUCUAUAUUGAUUAAUUUAAUUGUUGUCUUGGGUUUUAAGUCAGAAAAUUGCCAAACGAUCGGUUAGAUAGUGCAGGAUGCAACAGGUUUCCUUGUUGAUCUGUUAGUCAACUAGGUAUGUAGCAGUUAAAGUGCACCCCGCAGUAGUUUUUGUUCUGUUAAACAUUUCUAAAAAGUGUAUUUUAUCCCAAAUACGCAAUUUGCAUAAUCGAGUCUUCAAUAGUUAUUAGUGUGGUGCAUAUUCUUAAAAAAAAAUCCAUAAGUGGGUGUAUUUAUUAACGUUAUAAAACCGAUGGUCACGUAAUGGAGUAAGAAGUAAAACAAGUAGAUAGCAAGCCCCAUAUAUUUAAAACUCAUUAUGGUACUGGUGCUCAAUGGCGUGUUGCAAGCGAAAUGUCCUCAGGACACUCAAAGUCUGUAUAAUUCGCAUCCAGUUUAUAGAGAUUCGGCUGGCCAACUUCUUUCCAUUCAAACUAAGGUAAUUGGUCCUGUAGGACUGCUGUAUGUCAAGCAGAGAGAAUUUGCUUCUACUGUACCACACGACAAACAUGUUACCAUUUUGGGUUCAGACAAUGCCACAAGUUGUUUUAUUGUUGUUGUGAGGCAUACUGGAUCUGGAGCUGUAGCUCUAGCCCAUCUCGAUGGGACUGGCACUGAUGAAGCAGUUUGCACAAUGAUACAACGCGUGCAAGAUCUGGCUCUGGGAUAUCCAGAAGGCAGGCUUGAGGUUCAAUUGGUCGGCGGUUACAGCGACCCAAACAAUUAUUCCGAGGACUUGUUUAUCAACUUAAUGACCUCAUUUCAUAAGCAACCAAUGGAAAUUGAUUUAACGUUGGCCUGCAUUGGCCAACUUAACACUACUAUUAGAGGAGGAAUUAGUUGGCCACUCAUUUAUGGUGUAGGGAUCAACAUAAAAACAGGAGAGAUUUUUCCGGCAACAUUUCCAGACAAAGGCCCGGAAUCGUCUUUGAGAAAUGCAAGAUACUUAACAGGAUGUGCCGAAGUGUUGGACAUCUAUGACUGUAACAUGGGUUUAUUAAGAAUAGGGCCAUUUAAUUACAAGCCCCUUCGAGGUGUCGACUUAUGGUUGGAACAAAACGAUGAAUGUAUUCUAAGACUUCUAUCCACAUCUCCAGACGUGGAGCCACCUCAGUUUGUCGAUGAAAUAAGGGCCGCAUUGAUAUACGUUAGAGAGCACCCAUUUCCAGCAGUUACAGUUUUUGGGGAUAAUCGGCCACAUUUUUAUAGAAGAGAUGAGCAUACUGGGUUGUGGACCCGUGCAGUUUUUUCAUGAAUCAUUUCAAUGUUUUGUUUUAAAAUACAGACUUGCCAUUUUUUAUAUGCCUAUAUAUUUUACUAUUUUUAAGUCGCUUCUCUUUUAAUGGCCAGUAUGGCGUGAGGUUUAUAUUUAGUGAUAGCGUAAUUGCAAAUGUAGCAAAUCUACUUAUUUGUAAGUGACAAAGGGCUAACCAGUCUCAAUUAUUAUUUCGGUUAAAACUAUUUGAAAGGUUACAAAUUGAAACCAUGAUAUACAUAAUGCAAUUUUUAUAGUUGCUGUGCGCAAAUGGCACAUUUGCCUGGUAAGUUAUUGAUAUUUUGCGAAAGAAUAUAGAUAUAUUUUACAUAAGAUCGUCGGCAGUUUUUGUUAGAUCUUUUUUGAAAAUUUAUUGUGGUUUUUAAAAUAGUUCAAUAUGUUUAAGAUCUUCAAUUUGCCAUUCUUCCUAGCGUUUUCUACAAAUGAUAGAUACUUCAAUGAAAAUUUUUUGAAGAAACAACUUAUCAUUAUAAUGAAUAUAAUAAUUCUUAAUAAGUUUUAUGGUGCUCGUGUUUAUGUUCAACUGUAUUUCUUUGUCUGUUAAGUACAUAACUGCCUGUCUCCGGGCUCAAUUUGUCGUGAUAAAAAUUGAUAUAAAAAUUAUUACUUUUUGAAAUUCAAAAGAGAUUUGAAAAGCGCUUCUGUUGUUAAAAACUGUAGGUCGACUAAUUAACUUUCUAUUCAUUUUCCCCUUAUUUUCGUUUUCCUAGGUAAGGCGCAUUUGCGAACUAGUAAUACAUCUAUAUCUACAUAUACAUGUUUAGUUGAUAUAUUUUAUUAAAUAUAGGAGAGUAUAUAUUUUUGAUUGUAGACUAAGUAAUAUUUUAUGGACUGUUAAAGAAUUUUUUGAAUUCUAAUGAUAUUACUCUGCUGUAUAUAGUGCAAACUUGAAUUAAUUGUACAAAUUAAUAAGUAUGAGUUUGCCUUAGGCUUUCAGUCUUAAACUGCUAGUCGCAAAAAUAUCACACUAAGAGCUCAAAAUAAUGAAUAGUUAAAUGCUUUGAGCAUUUAUGAGAAAUAUUGAAUUAUUUGCUGUUUAGGAUCAUGACGUGCCACACAGAAACACAUCCUAGGUUUUUCUAGAAAACCGAUAUAAUAAAUGUAGUGAGUUAAACAUGAAACUCAAUUCACAUUUAUAUUAGGAACAUUUGUUGAUAUAGAUUUAAUAAUGUUACAUAAAUAAUUCGUUAUUUUAUUUCCUGAUUAAUUAAAAUCAGUAAUUGUAUUGCCCAGCGGAACCAAUGGCGAAAUCAAACAAUUGGUAGGUAUGUGCUCUUGUGAUUGUUAAUAUCUAAAUACACUAUUUUUGUAUUGACAAUUAA